Molecule: messenger RNA, 1860 nt
Organism: Venustampulla echinocandica
Lineage: Eukaryota; Fungi; Ascomycota; Leotiomycetes; Helotiales; Pleuroascaceae
Exons: 7
Coding region: 1-1860 (619 amino acids)
Source: RefSeq, a predicted model, not a curated record
AUGGACGGGCUUAGUGCCGCGUCAAGUGUCAUUGCGGUCGUACAGAUCGCGCAGUCUAUUGGAUCAGCGCUCAAAGAUUACUACGAAGGUGUUCGUGAUGCUCGAGACGACAUCAAAAAGCUGUACAAUGCUGUCACCAGCCUGCAAGCAAUUCUCUUCAGCCUCCACCACAUUCUCAAUCGCGAGAGCGGACAGCCGUUCCUCGACGAAACCCUUCUCAUCAACCCUUCGGGUCCGCUAAGACAAGCUAAACUAGAACUCCACAAACUACAACUCAAGCCCAAAAAGAAAGACAUCGAGAAAGUAGCAGGCACAAUUGAACGAUACAAGUCCAGUUUGACACUCGAGCUUCAGGUCGAACAUCUGCACCUUGCGGCCGAGCACUUCGAUAUAUCGGAAGAUAUAAGAAUAGAGAUCAGAGCUGCCCGGUUUGAUAAAACCCGGCAUCGGGUUAUAAGCUGGUUAUCAAGAGGUGUUCCUGACCCUUCAAAGGAACACAAUCUCGCUCGUGCCAGGCAUGAGAAAACUACAGGGUCUUGGCUUAUUGAGAGUCCAUCGUUUGAGACCUGGCUUAAGACUGAAAACUCGCUGCUGUGGCUGAAUGCCGGUGCUGGCAAAUCAAUCUUAUCUUCCACAGUAGUAGAUCACGUCCAGAAGGGUUGUAAAGACGUCGAAAAGCAGAAAAUGUCCCACUGCCUGUGCUCCCUUAUCGCGGAUAUUUGCAGCAAUCGACGAGACACCCCCACCGAUUUGCAAGAAGCCUAUGAUCAGGCAAAUUACGGUCAGCAAAAGCCAACUCAAGAAAGCCUGAUCACAAUGCUCAAAGCUGUACUGGUUGGCUUCGAGCAUGUAUACAUGGUUAUUGAUGGUCUGGACGAGUGUCCGAAGGGCGAAGGUCAGCGAGACGAGCUCCUAGCUCUCAUUUAUGAAAUCUAUGGUCUGGAAUUAAGUUGCCUACACAUUUUACUCGCCAGUAGAAGGGAAAUCGAUAUUGAAGACUCCUUCAGUAACUUUCCUGCCCGUCUGAGCUGUGUGACAGAAGUCAGUGUUCGCGGUGCGCAUGUCGAGCAAGACAUUCAAAAGUAUUUAAAACACCGCCUCACGCACCGAACCUUCGAAAAGUGGAAGCCGGCAUUAAAGAAAAAUGUAGAAAUGAAAUUGUCCACUCAAGUGGAUGGCAUGUUUCGACUCGCAGCGCUGCAGCUCGAUGCUUUGAGCCAGCUUCGUACCGAGUCGAAGAUUAUGACUGCAAUCCGAGAACUACCAAAAACCCUGGAUGCCUUCUACGAUCGGAUAUUAUCGAAUAUCGAGCAUGAAGAUGAUCAAAAACACGCUCGCCGUGCGCUGCAGUGGCUUGCUUUUGCAGCUCGGCCUAUCUCACUAAAGGAACUUGCGGAGGCGGUGAUUGUACAAGUCGAUGAGGAGCCAUAUUUGAGCGAAGAAGACCAAUUCAUGGAUUCCAAGGAUAUACUCGAAAUCUUACCGGCAGGCCUUGUUACAACAAUUUCAAGUGGGGCGGGCUUGAGGGACUAUAUUCACGGGAGCCGUGGCGGUUUCCAAUCGGAAGCAUUCUACGCUCAAUCCAAACCCGACGCGGAUAGUGAGAUUGGUUGUGCAGACUCAGACGUAGUCGAUGGGACUGAGACUACAGAAAGAGAGCAGAACUCUAGCGAUACGGAUGAGGAAGGCGACGAUGUUAAGCAGGAGGACGACGUUGAGAAUUCGAGCCACAUAGAUAAGAAACCUAAAGAGGAACUAGGGACUGGAAAAAUUAAGGAGAGGGAACUGAUAGUUCAAUUUGCGCACUUCUCUGUUAAGGAAUACCUCGUUACCGCACGAGUCGCAAGUAGCCCCCAGUAA